AUCCCUAUAUAUACAUAAUAGCAUCAUAUUCAGUCACUUUGGCAGUGUUUCUUCAGACAGCUACUCUGAAUGCAGUUUUAGACAAUUAUAUACCGGUACAAGUACAUUUAUAAGGACUGAUAACUACAGCAUUAAAAGAUCGGGAUUACUGUAAAUAGAAGAAUGGAGAUGAGAGAGCAGAUUUUUACAAAUGUUGAAGUUACAGCAGAUAAUAGAGCUAAUUCCAGUGACAGCAAGCAAUCAAAGGAAGAUGUUGAAGACAAUUUGCAGACCCAGAGGGCUGGAAGCUUCAAGCAUUCUGAGAGCUCAGGAAUCAACAUGGCAGGGAAGAUACUUUACAGACUGACUACAGUGUGUUUGCUGCUGCUGACUGCAAUCACAGUGCUGUGGAUCAAAUUCAGCAUCCUUAAUACAGACAAACCCAAGCUGGAGACCAGUCACAACAACUUGACUAAGGAGAGAGACCAGUUACAGACCAGUUACCACACCCUGGUUAAAGAAAGAGACCAGUUACGUACCAGUUACAACACCCUGACUAAAGAAAGAGACCAGUUACAGACCAGUUACAACAACCUGACUAAAGAGAGAGAUCAGUUACAGACCAGUUACACCACCCUGACUAAAGAGAGAGAUCAGUUUCAGACCAGUUACACCACCCUGACUAAAGAGAGAGACCAGUUACAGACCAGUUACAAAAACCUGACUAAAGAGAGAGACCAGUUACAGACCAGUUACACCACCCUGACUAAAGAGAGAGACCAGUUACAGACCAGUUACAACACCCUGACUAAAGAAAAAAACCAGUUACAGACCAGUUACAACACCCUGACUAAAGAAAGAGACCAGUUACAGACCAGUUACAACACCCUGACUAAAGAAAGAGACCAGUUACAGACCAGUUACACCACCCUGACUAAAGAAAGAGACCAGUUACAGACCAGUUACAACACCCUGACUAAAGAGAGAGACCAGUUACAGACCAGUUACAACACCCUGACUAAAGAGAGAGACCAGUUACAGACCAGAUACAACACCCUGACUAAAGAGAGAGACCAGUUACAGACCAGUUACAACACCCUGGCUAAAGAGAGAGACCAGUUACAGACCAGUUACAACACCCUGACUAAAGAGAGAGACCAGUUACAGACCAGUUACAACACCCUGGCUAAAGAGAGAGACCAGUUACAUAAGCAAAUCAAUGGAUUUCAGAAUUUCUCUUCACUUUGCGGUGAGGGAUGGCGAUAUUUCGACUUCCAUAUGUACUACUCCUCUAAUGAGGCAAAGAACUGGAUUGAGAGCAGGCAGGACUGUAGACGGAGAGGAGCAGACCUGGUGAUCAUAAACAGCAAAGAGGAACAGGAGUUCCUUGAUAAAAUGCUGGGCAGGAAAAGGGCUUGGAUUGGUCUGAGUGACAGAGACAAAGAGGGGGUGUGGAAAUGGGUGGAUGGUACACCACUGACCACUGCGUUUUGGCGUAGCGGGGAACCGAAUGAUGCAGGAGGUGAUGAGGAUUGUGCUGAGAUUUCGGAAGAAAAUAAGAUCUGGAAUGAUAUGCCAUGUUCAACUAACCAAAUAAUUUCUUGGGUCUGUGAGAAAGUUAACUAAUUAAAUAAAUAUAGUGAAAUGAAAUCAAAACAAACUCUGUUUAUGGAGAAGUUCAGUUCAUUUUUUAAAAAGCCGGAAGUCUAUAAAAUACAGAUUAUAUAGUCAUUUGAAAAAAUUAGAACACCCCAUGAAACAUAUGAACAUAGUUAAACAUAUGCACAUUUGAUCUUUAUUUAAACAAUAGUGGAAGAUUCAAGUAAUAUAACUAAACUAAUCAAACCAAAGAAAAGUCUUUUUUAAAUGAUCUGUAAAAUGUAAUUAAAAAUCAUUUUCCUGUGAGGAAAAAGUAAGGACACCCCCACAUUUAUUUGUAGUUAAAACUGAUAAAAUUUCCUACAGGUGGAUCACAUCAGGUGUAAAUUAUUAGAACAUUGAUACAGAACAUUUAGAAGAUGGCUUGUCUUAUUUGAACCUCAGAUAUGUGGUUUGGUUUGCUUUUAAUUGUUGAAGUGAGAGGUUUCACCAUGCUGAGAUCCAAAGAGCUCUCUGAGGCUGUCAGAAAGAAUAUUGUUGAUGCUUAUGAGUCUGGUAUGGGAUAUAAAAAGAUCUCAAAUGAAUUAGUAAAUAGCGAUUCCACUGGCCGGAAAUCAUUUACAAGUGGAGAACAUUUAAAACAACAUGGCAAGGUCAGGACAUCACACCAACACUAACUAGUUAGGGUGUCCUAACUUUUUCCUUAAUUGAAAAACUCAUUUUUGUUGAUUUAUUUUGUUUAAUUUUUUUUUGUUUACAUUCAAUGACAUCAUUUUAAUUCACAGGUACAAAUUAAAACUAGGUCAGAAAUCGGCAUGUUGACCUUUCUUAAUAAAGAACUGAAUAGUUAAUGGGGUGUACUAAUUUUUUUACAUGACUGUAGCUGUAACUGAUCUAGCCACGGUUGUUGCUUUCUCAGGCCCUAUCAUGUGAAACUGUGCAGAUCUACAAGAAACUUCUACUUACAAGUGUAUUAUUUAAGGGUGUGAUCAUUGGGACUUUCUAUACAGCAUUCAAGGAAUCAAAUGUACACCUUUUCCCACUCAGCCCAAAUGUAUUCAAACAUCUAAAGAAUAAAAGCAGAUGAUCAAACAGGUUUUUAUUUAAAUAAACAGCAGAAGGUAAUGUUUGAGCUGAUGAGGCAGGACACAAGGGUGUAAGAUCAAUGUGUAAUUUAUCAAGCAUAAUCCAGGUGUGUUUUUCUUUUAUUAAUGUGAUAUAAAUGUGUCGCUGGUGGACCCGGGAUCAAAUCCUGGAUUAUUACAUCUGGAGAGUGAUUAAAGAAACAUUCAUGGUUCCAGAAGUGUCAUUAGGCAGUAAUGCAACCUGUAAAAGAAAGAUAUGAUUUUAUAUAUGUAAAUGUUGUUAUUCUCAUGCACCAAAAACUCUGUUGUACCUCAUAUGUGUUUUUUUUUUGAGAUUAUUUUGUGUCCUAUAAUUUGGAGCAGAGCAAUAAAAAAUCUUCUGUCUGAUGCA
Molecule: messenger RNA, 3054 nt
Organism: Tachysurus vachellii
Lineage: Eukaryota; Metazoa; Chordata; Actinopteri; Siluriformes; Bagridae
Product: C-type lectin domain family 4 member M-like
Exons: 5
Coding region: 163-1605 (480 amino acids)
Source: RefSeq, a predicted model, not a curated record